This is a messenger RNA of Penicillium subrubescens, 2136 nucleotides long. Its product is annotated as forkhead box transcription factor. The record is from RefSeq and is a predicted model, not a curated record. The coding region runs from base 1 to 2136 and encodes 711 amino acids. The transcript has a single exon. Gene Ontology annotation, molecular function: RNA polymerase II cis-regulatory region sequence-specific DNA binding; DNA-binding transcription factor activity, RNA polymerase II-specific. Gene Ontology annotation, biological process: regulation of transcription by RNA polymerase II. Lineage: Eukaryota; Fungi; Ascomycota; Eurotiomycetes; Eurotiales; Aspergillaceae.
AUGGGAUCGACGCGUCCUGCGCUCGGCGCGCACAAUUACUCCCCGGCAUUGGCUUUAUCUGCCCAAGCCUCCAUCAAGUCACAGCCCCAUCUUCACCCCUCACCGCUACCACUCCAGCCCAUUACUGAGAACCCAUUGCUUCCACUCGCCGGCACGCACAGGCCAUCACCAACCAAAGGACGGCUUACCCAGGGCUCACAUCCCGGGAGAAAACUCGGUUUUGUCCCUAUCACCGCUCCGAACCCUCCCAUGUUUACCACCGACUCCCCUACCAAGAAGCCGCCCUUUCCUAUCUACACCCAGUCCUCCAUGCCACCACAGUCCGCUCUCUUCACCACCUUUUCCAGCGUCAACCCCGAUUCCUCCAAGGAGAACCACCACGCCGAGGACCCGUCUAAUGGCAGCUUUGCCGACUUCCCUGAACCCUCCUAUGAAUCCAAGGUCCCCAUGAAGCGCACACUCAUGGAAGCUGCUCCCCUCAAGGAGCGCCCUGUCAAGAAGCAAAAGUGCGAAGACGCGCCGGUCCACCAACUACCCGAGCCACACCAGAUGCCGACGAUCGAGGAUGACGGCACCAAGCCGCCAUACAGCUACGCGACUCUGAUCGGCAUGUCCAUCUUGCGCGCGCCCAACCGACGAUUGACCCUGGCUCAGAUCUACAAGUGGAUUUCCGACACCUUCUCCUACUACAAGAACAGCGAUGCGGGCUGGCAGAACAGCAUUCGACACAACCUCAGUCUCAACAAAGCCUUCAUCAAGCAAGAGCGGCCCAAGGAUGAUCCUGGCAAGGGUAACUACUGGGCCAUUGAGCCUGGUAUGGAGGCGCAAUUCCUCAAGGACAAGCAAGUGCGACGCGCCACCAUGUCCAGUCUUCCUCUCCCCGCCGUUCCUCAAAGAGAAAUUGUUCCUCAACCGCAAAGUGCGACCACCACGACGUGGAUGGUGCCACCUCCGCCUGCGCGACAGCCUCCCCCACCCAAGGUCUCGGCUCGAAAUGAGGAUUUGUCCUCCGACGCGACUCUGCCGGCAUCUGAUCCGGCAUUGCAAGAGGAUACGGGAGAUGAAGCUCCUCACCCUCCAGUGAAGCGCGCCGCGCCUGUUCGGUCUUCGCCGCUGCAGGCCAUUCGAUCCUCCCCACCUAUUGCUCCUCCUCGGUUCUCUCGUCCAGGCACUCCUCCCACACCUACUCACCAGGUCGGCCCUACACCAGCUCAGCGCCCGCGGAAGCGCAAAUCAAUUUCGAUGAAUGAUAGUGGUUAUUUCUCGUCAUUGGAGUCUUCCGCCUUGCGGCCUAACAAGGCAGGUCAUAUUCUGACCUCUGAUCUGGACAUCGAACCGCCACGCAUCAAGCGCGGCCGUGCCGAGGAAGAGAUUGCGCGCAUUCGUAGCUCCUCUCACGAUAUCAGCCCUGGUCAACCUCCUGUUCGCAAAGAUGGUCGGACUAUGGUUGGCUCUUCUCCCCUCCGUGGCGAGUAUGUGAGCAUGCUUCCGCCACCUUUGACACCCAUUAUCAAGUUCAAGAAGCCAGCCAAGCCUCCUCCAUCGGUGUCGCCUAAUACAAACCUCCGCAACCACCGUCGCAAGAUCCAACAAAUGGUCAACUCGCCUAUUAAGCACUUGGGUAUUGCUGAUGAUGAAUUGCCAUGGAGCCCUGCUUUCACCCUUCAUGAGGAGUCUUUCAUGACUCCGGCGGAUCACUUCCAUAGCACUUUCGAUGUCUUUGCUGAUGCUAGCGCCGAUGCGUGCAUCUCAUCUGCUGCAUUUGGAUCUCCCGAGAAGCGCUCAGUGAAGCGUGCACGUAUGGAUUCGGGAAGCCACGCACUUCAUGACAUUAGCAACUCGACUGCCAACAGUCGAGUGCAUAUGCCGUCUCUUACCCGGUCCAAGUCAUCCAUCUUCCCGGAGUCCCCGUCUAAGGUGUCGGAUGGAGUCCGUCUUGGCGAUGCCAGCCAGGACGACUUUUUCUCUUUCCACCUCUUCGAUGAAAGCAAUGACAGCCCCACCGAAGUGGAUGGGGUUGAUCUACUGCAAGGAUUCCAGAAGAUUGGCGGCUCCAGCAAAGACGACAUGCUGAAGCACAAGACGCUUCAUCCGCGGCCUCAUUUGAGUAACCGCAGCAACUCUACCAUGUUCUGA